UAUUUCCAUAUGUGGGCAAAGUCAAUGGUCCCAUGCCCGGGCCAGGGUCGAACCUGAGUGGGAGGGUUUUUAUUGAUUCUGUCCGACAUAUUUCCAGAUGCAACCCAAUUUUCCCCCACCGAAAGGAGAAGUGAAUCCCGCAUGUUCAUAAUCGUCUGAUUUUACCGACCGUUUUACCGAAAAAUUUGCAAUUUCCGGGUGUGGCCAUAGACAUCUGGGCAUGCGCCUUGUGGAGGUGGUCCGGUGAUUGAAAUUUAGCGGUGAACGGAGGACAGGACCAGACGACAAGGGGAGGAGAUCGAUCCCAGCCCCAAAAAUUCGACGGAGAUUUAGGAUAUUCCCUCCGCCGGACCUGGAGAGAUUCACCGAAGGAAUAAGGGACACCAUCAACCAUGAGGGAUCGGCUGGCGGCGUUGAAAGCGGCCCAAAGUGACGACGACGAUGUGGGGCCAGACGCGGUGACGGUGAACAUGGACAGUGGAGGGUUCAUGGACGAAUUCUUCCAAGAGGUGGAAGAAAUCCGUGGUAUGAUCGACAAGAUUCAAGAAAAUGUCGAGCAAGUCAAGAAGAAACACAGUGAUAUCUUGUCAGCGCCACAAGCUGAUGACAAAACAAAAGAAGAGCUUGAGGAUCUAAUGGCAGACAUCAAGAAGACUGCCAACAAGGUCCGUUCCAAGCUUAAAGGCUUCCGCAGAUCUUAGGAUACGUAAAACUCAGCAUUCCACCCUUUCGCGUAAGUUUGUUGAGGUGAUGACGGACUACAAUACCACACAAACAGACUACCGCGAGCGCUGCAAAGGGCGCAUCCAACGACAGUUGGAAAUCACCGGCAAGCAGACCACCAAUGAGGAACUAGAAGAGAUGCUAGAGAGUGGGAACCCAGCCAUUUUCACCUCUGGGAUCAUUAUGGACACCCAACAUGCAAAGCAGGCUCUGAGCGACAUCGAGGCGCGGCACAAUGACAUCAUGAAGUUGGAAAGCAGCAUCAGGGAGCUUCACGACAUGUUUAUGGACAUGGCCAUGCUUGUAGAACAGCAGGGGGAAAUGAUAGACAGAAUUGAAUACAAUGUGGAGCAUGCCGUCGACUACGUGGAAACUGCAGUAGGGGAUACCAAGAAAGCUGUCAAGUACCAAAGUAAAGCUAGGAGGAAAAAGAUCAUGAUCAUAGUGUGUUGUGCAGUCCUGAUCGUGAUCAUUGUGGGCGUUUUCGGGGGCGUCUUUGGCUAAGGACAAGCACUUACACAUCCAGGACCACCUUUACUAUGGUAAUAACAGUCGAACUCGCAAUGGAAUGGAAAUGGAAGCAGAAGAAAGGCAGAAUC
Molecule: messenger RNA, 1322 nt
Organism: Branchiostoma floridae (Florida lancelet)
Lineage: Eukaryota; Metazoa; Chordata; Leptocardii; Amphioxiformes; Branchiostomatidae
Product: syntaxin-like
Biological process (GO): intracellular protein transport; exocytosis; synaptic vesicle fusion to presynaptic active zone membrane
Cellular component (GO): plasma membrane; endomembrane system; SNARE complex
Molecular function (GO): SNARE binding; SNAP receptor activity
Source: RefSeq, a predicted model, not a curated record